Molecule: messenger RNA, 480 nt
Organism: Zygosaccharomyces rouxii
Lineage: Eukaryota; Fungi; Ascomycota; Saccharomycetes; Saccharomycetales; Saccharomycetaceae
Exons: 1
Coding region: 1-480 (159 amino acids)
Biological process (GO): negative regulation of transcription by RNA polymerase II; rRNA processing
Cellular component (GO): nucleolus
Molecular function (GO): DNA binding
Source: RefSeq, a predicted model, not a curated record
AUGGUUACCUUUAACUGUGAAGUGUGUAAUGAUACUGUUCCUAAGAAGAACACUGAAAAGCACUAUAGCAGGUGUCCUGACGCUUACUAUACGUGCAUAGAUUGUUCCAAGACUUUUGACGAUGGUGUUAGCUACAAAAACCAUACUCAGUGUUUAACUGAGGAUGAAAAGUAUCAGGGAGCUCUCUACAAGGGCAAAGGGAAGGGCAAGAAGGAACAACCUAAGAAGCAGGAACAACCUAAGAAGGAACAACCUAAGAAACAGGAGGAACCUAAGAAACAACCGGAACCUGCCAAGACCGCCGACAAAGAACCUAAGAAGUCUUCCAAGGUUUCUAAACCAAAAUCAACUCUACGCUCAGAGUUGAAGUCCGGUAAAAGUCUCUACGAAAUUUUUGAUUCUGUGGACAAGAAACUGAAGAAACAGCUAUUGAAAAAUCUGAUUGUGGAUGAAAAGGGUCGUGUAAUUUUGAAAGAAUGA